UUGGAUUCUGGUUAAUGUUUAGAAAACCUAUCCGCCUGAAAAAGGUAUAAAUUCUACAUAAAGCCAGCAAAAAAGUCUGGACGUGGGAGGAGACCUAUCUGGUGAAAAUGAGGCUGUUCCUUAAUGCAGGUGUGAUUGCAGCACUGCUUUUGUGUGGUGUGUGGGCUGCUCCUCACCACGGCAAUCCUGAGGAGCAUUCCUACACCAAAGAGCACCACGACCACCUCCAUCAUGGGAAUCAGGAAACUCACGAGCAUAAGCAGUGUGAAAGGUCUUGCAACCAGCUAGCACCUGCCAACGCUGACUUCGCCUUUGCUUUGUACAAGCACUUGAAAUCUCAGUCCCAAAAAGAAGCAAAAAACAUCUUCUUCUCUCCCCUGAGUAUAUCCACAGCCCUUUCUAUGUUGUCCCUGGGAGCCAAGGGUGCCACACAUGAUCAGAUCUUUCAGGCUCUCGGCUUCAGUGAAGCCCAGGUCAAUGAGACGCAAGUCAAUGAGGGGUUUGAACACCUGUACCACAUGCUGGGGCAUAGCCAGGAGCAGCUUCAGCUGGAAGCUGGGAACGCAGUUGUCACCGAUGAUGAGUUUAAACCAUCUCAUCAGUUUCUGACUGAUGCCAAACACUAUUAUCAGACAGAGGGUUUCACUGUAGAUUUCCACAAGCCAGAUGAAGCCAAGCAGACAAUAAACAACUUUAUUGAGAAGAAGACUCAUGGCAAAAUUAAGGACCUGAUAAAAGAUCUGGACCCGGGCACUGUAAUGGUCCUUCUGAACUACAUGUUUUUCAAAGGAAAGUGGGAAAAGCCUUUUGAAGAGAAAUACACUUCUAAAGGUGAUUUCCAUGUCAGCAAAGAUAAAACAGUGUCUGUGGACAUGAUGAAAAGGACCGGACGAUAUCUCUUUUAUUACGAUCAACAGAAUUCUACUUCAGUGCUGAUGCUGCCUUAUAGAGGAAAUGCUUCUAUGAUGGUUGUUUUACCUGAUGAAGGCAAAAUGGAAACAGUAGAGGAAUUUAUAAGUAAAGAUGACAUUAAAAGAUGGCAUGAUUCACUGUUCAGAAGUUCUCUGGAUGUUGAAAUGCCCAAAUAUUCUGUUUCUGCAUCCUAUUCCCUGAAAGAGAUACUGAUAGAGAUGGGAAUCGUUAACGUGUUUGGUCAACAUGCAGAUCUGUCUGGAAUUUCAGAGGUUCCACUAAAGGUGUCAAAGGUGGCUCACAGAGCUGUGCUGAGUGUGGACGAGAGGGGCACAGAGGCUGCAGCAGCCACGGGCAUUGAUGUGAUGCCCAUGUCCAUGCCUUUCUCAAUGGUUAUAAACCGCCCCUUCAUCCUGCUCAUCCUAGAGGAGACCACCGAGAGCAUCCUCUUCAUGGGCAAGAUAACAGACCCUACAGCGCAGUGAAGGCACCAUGCAAACACCGCCAUCUGGGCACUUACUGUUAAUCUUUACUGUUAUAGUUAUGCUUGCAUGGAAAAGUAACCUUUUACAUUGUACUGUACAUUGAAAAAACAGUAAAACAAAAUAUUACAUGAAUUAAAGUCACAAGAUAUGUCAA
This is a messenger RNA of Lepisosteus oculatus (spotted gar), 1551 nucleotides long. RefSeq names its product alpha-1-antitrypsin homolog. Gene Ontology annotation, molecular function: serine-type endopeptidase inhibitor activity. Gene Ontology annotation, biological process: negative regulation of endopeptidase activity. The record is from RefSeq and is a predicted model, not a curated record. NCBI's taxonomy places the organism in Eukaryota, Metazoa, Chordata, Actinopteri, Semionotiformes, Lepisosteidae.